CCGGUUCUGCUCCCUGGCUGGGAGUCGAUUCAGUGGAUCUGAGGUUGCGCUGUUGGAAGCCGCGACUUUCUCAACAUUUCGUGUGCGCUGAACUACGAGAUAAACACACAUCGGAGCCGUCGAGGCUAAUGUCCGGAUUUCCACGCCGAUAAACGAGCAGUUCCUGCUCCACAAGAAAGAAACAAGCCAAGUGUUUGGUGCUUAUUUUCGCCGCAGCGAGGAGGUUUCUUCCACCGUGUCCGGACCAACACAGGCCGCCGCUGGAGACAGACGACUCGCCGGAGAAGCUAACAGUGUCUGGGGCGAGGAGCAGCGAAACACAACCUCCUCAAGCCGAUUUAUUUUCCAUUUUGUUGGCGGCUGGGCUUGAGCUCGUACUACGGUGUUGUGAGACGGACCGUGGCCUCCCUGUUUCCUCGGCCGUGCGAGGAGCUCGACUCUCCGCAGAAGAAUGUGCCGCUUUCCCCCGGAGUUAGCUCAGCCGCGGCUCCAUGGCCAACAGUAACAACAUGCUUCUGGCCUCAGCCGUGGUGGUGUGGGAAUGGCUCAACGAACACGGCCGGUGGCGGCCCUACAGCCCCGCCGUCUCCCACCAGAUAGAGGCGGCCAUACGGAGCAGCGACCCCCGCGGAGGGAGCGUGGUCCUCGGCCAGGUGGACAACCGGCUCUCGCCGUAUAUCAUAGACCUCCAGUCCAUGCACCAGUUCAGACAGGACACAGGAACCAUCCGUCCGGUGCGAAGGAGUUUCUAUGACCCCACUUCGGCCCCGGGUCAGGGCUGGCAGUGGGAGUGGGAAAACGAUGCAGGUUCAUGGACGCCCUACGACAUGGAGGUGGCCAUUGCCAUUGAGAGUGCCCACAACCGCCAGCAGCCUUGCCUCGACCUGACACCACUCGGCUUCUGCUACCUCAUUGAUUUUCAAAACAUGACACAGGUGAACAGACAAAGCCAGAGGUGUCGGAGGAUCCAGAGACGUGCUGAUAUGGCCUAUCCUUUAGUAUCUGGUCCUCUCCCUGUACCCAAAGGCGGAGGAGUUGGAGUAGGUGGAGGGCUAACAGGAGCCUUGCUGGGCGUGGGAGUGUCAGGGGCCAGCAUGGGGAUUGGAAGCUCUGUCUAUCCUAAUGGAGGCUUGUCAGCUCCUGGACUGGGUCAGCCCUGUUCCUGUCAGCAGUGCUUGUUGGUCCUCAGUGUGAAGACCAACACAGGAGGAGCAGGGGGUGGGGCAGCAGGGAUACAGACUCUUGGCAGACGCUCACUAACCAUGCAGCGGCCGAAGAACUCAGCACCCAUGGCCUCCAGACCUCUGAGUCCAUCUAAAUCAGCCACUCUGGGACGAGGACAGCAGCAAAACUCCAACUACUACCAGACGCUGCCGCACGGCCUCGCUAUCUCUAAAAACAUAGCCUCGCCAAGACGAAACGCCCAGCUCUUCGCUCAGUCACUGGCCGCCCUCACUGCUGGCACGUCCUCUCUGGGUGUAUCUAUGUCUUCCAACAGGCCUCCUCCGCCAUCCCUCCCGCCUCCUCAGCCUCCAUCAUCCAACCCCAGCAUGAACCCUCCAUCCAUUCCGGCCAAGCACUCCUCAUCCUCAGCCGAUUCUGUGCCAACUGCCACAUUAAUAACCCCCGCCUGCAAGGUGACCACACCCCCUUCUCCUGUGCCAUCUCCGUCGCCAGCGGUAUUGAAGCCGCAACGCGCGCCAUCGUCCGCAUCAACAGUGUGCCAUGCCCCGUUACCACAGAGGUCAAGCUUAGCCGGGCUGAGCAGACCAGCGUUACAGAGGAUUGCAAUGGCUCAGUCCAGAGCGCUCAUAGCAUCAGGUGUUCCCACCGUCCCAGUGAAGAACCUCAACGGAUCCAGUCCUGUUCACCCUGCCCUUGCUGGGAUCACAGGAAUCUUGAUGAGUGCUGCCGCUCUGCCUGUGUGUCUGACUAGGCCUCCUAAACUGGUGCUGCAUCCUCCACCUGUCAGCAAGAGCGACAUCAAACCAGUGCCAGGCUUUGGCCACUGCUGCAGGAAGACCACCAAGAAACAAGCUCGCAAGGGCAAAACCCCAGAGGAGGUGGUAAAGAAGUACCUACAAAAAGUAAAAAGUCCACCAGAGGAGGACUGUACCAUCUGUAUGGAGCCUUUGGGGGGUCCAUCUGGGUACAAAGGUCCAGGGGUGGGGCCCGUUUCCAAGGCAGAGUCAGUUGGGCGACUGGCACAGUGUGGACAUCAGUACCAUUUCCAGUGUCUAGUGGCCAUGUAUAACAACGGCAACAAGGACGGCAGUCUUCAGUGCCCCACAUGUAAAACCAUCUACGGCGUAAAGACAGGCAACCAACCAGCAGGCAAGAUGGAGUACCACGUCAUCCCUCACUCUCUACCAGGACACCCUGACUGCAAGACCAUACGCAUCAUUUACAACAUACCGCCAGGAAUUCAGGGACCAGAACAUCCGAACCCAGGGAAACCCUUCACUGCCAGAGGCUUCCCCCGACACUGCUACCUCCCAGACAGCGAAAAAGGACGCAAGGUACUGAGACUGCUCCUGGUAGCGUGGGACCGCAGGUUGAUCUUCUCAGUCGGUACUUCAAGCACUACAGGAGAGUCUGACACGGUCAUCUGGAAUGAGGUCCACCAUAAGACAGAGUUUGGCUCCAAUCUGACAGGCCACGGCUUCCCUGACCCCGGACACCUCGACAACGUCCUGGAAGAGCUCAGAGCUCAGGGCAUCACAGAGGAUGACGCACUGAUGGAAAAGUGAAUGGACAAACAAGCAGCAGACGAGGAGGAGACAUCAGUGAGAGAGCAGUGAAGGGUUAACGGGUGAAUUGGGAGGGCAGUGGGCCUCACCGUGAAAAUAACUGGAGGAAAAAAGAGGAGGAUGUGGACUGAGUCUCUGCCAGCACUUAAACGGGGUGCAGGGGGACGUUUCGGGUUAUAGAAGACAUUGGGUUUGUUUUGCAGAGGUAACCACUUAUCAAGAUGUUGAUCGAGUCACUGUUGGAUUCGCUUGUCAGUGUGAGUCAGUUCAGACUUCACAGUUCUCAAGCAGGCACAGCAACACCAGUUGGAAUUUGUGGGAGCAGCACCACAGAAGGAAAAGCAAUACAGAGGCACGGGAGGAUUAGAAAUAACACAGAGAAACAAUAAUGCAGAGAAACAAGGGCUCUCGUGGUUUCAGCUACUUCAGCGAGGUACUAAUGUGAGAAAGUAAGAAUGAAGCAGAACUAACAUUUAGGGCAAAAAACAAGUUGACUUUACUGAGAAAAAGAGUAACAUAAAAAGACGGUGGAAAGUUAGAGCAGUUCAGUGAAAACUGGGAGGGAAAGGACAAAGGGAGGGAGAAGUUGGAGCAGUGGGGGAGGUAACUGAAGGGAGGAGAACAGGAGUAAUGUAGCAGAAAGAGACAAGAUGGUGUAUGAAUGUGGCAUAGGAUAGUAGAGCCAAAUAACUUGUGUGGUACUGUUCAGGUACUUGAGCUUUUAAUAAAAACGCAUGGAAACCAGAGAGAUGAAAGAGGGUGAGGUAAAGCUGUGCGUGCUGCCUUUGAUCAAACCACCUGCCUGCUUGUGGCUGAAGUAUUGAGCUGUUGCUCCCUCUGGUGGCAAUCCUUGUGAACUACACCUCCGCCUGCAAGCUACUGUAACAAAUCAAAACAAUCCUUUUUAUUUUUUAUCAUCACUAUAAUCCUCAUGUAACAUCAUUCCAUGCAUUACCUCUUACUUAUGACUUGGGUUUAUAUGACGUAAGCUGAGUUAAUUUACGUCUGUGUUGAAAAACACAAGACCAGACCAAGGUUUUGUCAUUUGGGCAUAUUUGAGUCUUACUAUCGAGCCACUGUGGUACAAGUUAACCCUACAUACACAGGUACCAGUAUUUACAUGUAUAUCUUUAUUUUGUUUUUGUCCUUUUUGAUGCUUCAUGUGGUUUCACUGGAUGUAGAUGCUGCCGUGUCUUAUCAACAGUGGGAAGCCAGUGAGGAAAAAGUGAGGAUGUGAUGAAGAUGAGUUGUUUUUUUUGCCCAGAAUUAAGCAGUGAAGAUUUGCUUCACACCCUCAGUGUUUAGUUCUUGUUUAAUGAGCUUCACUGUCUGUGAUUAAAUCCCAGACAAAUAAACUAAGAGCCUGAUGCUGGUCUCACAGCCAGGAAGCCCCUCAGAGUGAGUGAGAGGUGGUGGGCUGGAGAGGGUGGAGAGGUUGAGAGAGAGGAGGAGCUGAAUCAAAGGUCAUGAUGUGGUCUGAGGAAACACGCUGCUGCUCAGGAGAAGUAUGUUUCAGGACCUGGGUGACAGACAAAUUACAAGCAUAUACAGGGAAAUCCCAGGACACUGGGUUUGGUUGAGUUGUAAUCUGUGGGUUUAUUUUCGUUCCACCAUCAAAUUAUCGCCCAUGUAACUGAAGACCCACUGGUGGACCAGGACCGUGGCUCCAGUCAAAUUAUGUCAAACUUGUGAUUUGAACAAAUAUGAACCAUAUUUACAUGCUUUUCAUUCCUCUCUUUACAACGAAUCUAAGACAUUUAUUGGAGACUCCAGCUGCUUGAGCUGGUAAAUCUUGAGUUAACAAAACGUUCAGCGCUGUGAAGUGGGAGGAGGUUGUUUCAACUGAUUUUUCCCAUUGACAAAGGUGCAUGACUCACUCCUCUACGGGCACAACAUUCUCCUGGUUAAAUCAUCAGUAUAAGGGAUCUGUGUUUGAAAAUAUCUGGUACUUAAUUAAAAGUCGAAAGGUACACGCUUGUUUACGUAACAACAAGGUACAAGAUCUAAUCACUGGAGUUGUAUUUCAGUCAGGUGAGCAGCUACUGGCAGAUGAGAACUGAAGAUAAAGAUUCUGUGAAAACUACAAACACAGGCUUGGAUAGAAAGUUUCACCUAACUCUUAAUAACUGAAAUUGUCAGGACUCAGAGUUGGAUCUCUCACCGGCCUCUUCUCCAUGGCAAUGGCAGCCGAGACUCAUGGGUAUUGUAGUAUUUUGACGUAUCCGCCUGUCAAAUGUUGAACAAGUCGAAAUAAUUAAAACUGGUAGUGAAAACAUUUAAUGGUCACAUGUUUCAUUACAGUGUUGAGUCACACUGACGGUGUCAUUAUAAAAAAAUGUGGAUACUGAACUGAGGAAAAGAAUCCGGAGGAAACAGCGUCGUCCACUUCACAAACGCAUCAACAGUUGAAUCCUUGUCAGUAUCAGACUGACUACAGGAAACACAUCACACCUGUAUUUACUCCUGUUAGUACUCUGGUGGUCUGUAGUUUUCAGGACAAAACACGAUAGAAAGUCUUAUUUUGAGCCUGAGAAGCGAUUUUUAAUUUGGGGCCUUUCAUUUGUGAUCGAUCAGAAACCAUUUCAGCAACAUUGACAACUCUCCUCUUAUCUCCAUGCUGCCCUGUGUGCGUGUGCAUGUGUAUGUGUAGGGGGAUUUGUGUACUGUGUAUACUACCAACAUGCUCCCAGUUUAGGGUUUUAUUUGGGUACGUGGGAAUCACAUCCUCCUUAAACUGUUUUGAUGAUUGAUGAUGCUUCUCCCUGUACUGUAACUUCUUUAUUGCUUUUUAAUAUUAAAUAUAGUUACAUGUUUAGCAUUUUAUUUACACUAUUAUAGAUUAUUUUGCCUUUUUUCAUUUCGUACAUUUAUGUUAUAGUAAUAAUAAUGCCCUUUCCUUUGUUACAAUUGUUUUAAUUGUGUACAGAAGUUAAGCAGGUUUUAAGCUGAACUCUUCUUUUCUUUGGAAAAGGAAUUUGAUGGUAGACUUUUAUCUGAGUGUGAAAUAUAAUGAAUUUUAAUAGCAAGUCAAACCCUUGCACACUUGCUCUUCUGUGAGGUAAAGAAUACUUCUGUUACUCUACACAUCAUGUGUCCAGCUCCUGGUCUGCACUGAGCGUUUCUCUUACUGCAACUCCCUGCUCUCAUGUCCUCUCUUUUAUCAGCAGUGAUUCAACCGCAGGUCACAUGAUGGAAAAAUGAUGAUGUUAAGAUCUCUAAAUGAAUGCCCUGUUGUUUAGUGGCGGUUUACUCUCUCUGAUGGCUCAAACACUGACUUUGUAUAACCACAAAGUCACUUGCAUUGACUUCAGUGUGACUUUGUGUUAUCAAAAAAAGGGUUUGGUUUUCAAACAGUGUACAAGAAAUUGAGUUAAAUGACUAUAUUUAUUACAUUGCUUUGAUUUACUGAAUCAAAUGAACUGAAUCUGAUGACAUCAUGAUUUUGUUAUUGUGGAGUUAAAAAGUGUUGUAGUCCCUCUUUAGCAGACCUUCAUCCUGGUGCAUGAAUAACCACCAUGAACUACAAAUGAUGUUGAGGAGAAUGGAUGUUGGUUAAAGGCUCUGAUCCAUGGUGUGCAGUGUCUGCAGCCAUGUCAGCAAUGUAGCAAACAGCUAUGACCAGCGUAACUCACCAUUUCAGAUUUUCUGCCUUUGGUUGUUGGUUUUUUUCCCAUCGUUACAUCUCAUCGCCACUAAAGGCAGCAUCUCCUCCAAACGUCUGCAGAUAAGGGCCUUUCUGUCGUCUUCUUAUCUGUGAGGGGAGGGUGGGGAGGAGAUGAUCAUAGGUGCUGCACGGGAGAGAGCAUUCAGACCUGUGAUUAGAAAAACAAAGUGUAAAUAAUGCCAAAUAAAUGCUGGAGUACGAAUGAUUAAUACAAGAAAAGAAAUAAAGAACGAAUGAAACGAA
Messenger RNA from Paralichthys olivaceus (Japanese flounder), 6657 nucleotides. RefSeq names its product E3 ubiquitin-protein ligase DTX4-like. Gene Ontology annotation, cellular component: nucleoplasm. The record is from RefSeq and is a predicted model, not a curated record. Gene Ontology annotation, molecular function: zinc ion binding; ubiquitin protein ligase activity. Lineage: Eukaryota; Metazoa; Chordata; Actinopteri; Pleuronectiformes; Paralichthyidae. Gene Ontology annotation, biological process: protein ubiquitination; Notch signaling pathway.